UCUUUCAGUUGUCUUCCUGGAGCGGUCAAUUAUACCGCGGCCGAUAGUAGUUGCGAGAGGAAAAAUGAUUUGUUCAAUCAACAAGCAAAAGAACAUACAAAUUCAUGCCCAGAAGACAAGGAAGAAGAGCGUCCUUCAUCAUUGAGAAGGCUGGUGUCACAUUUUGCAGCCUCCACUACAGCGCAUGGUGUAGCAAACAUAGCCGCUGCAAAGAGUUUGCCGAAGCGCAUGGUGUGGCUUGUGGUUACGGUCGCGUUAUAUGCGGUUUUACUUCUGAUGUGCUGUCAGUUGAUUGUAAGAUACAAGAUGAAACCUGUAGUAUCCAGAAUGGAGAUGAGCUUUGAAGAGGUACGAAAACGAGCUCAUAUAAGUGUCACAGUGAGGAGCUAAUCUGUGCGUGGCUUAAGUUUUAUUUAACACCUAAAAGAUUCUUUUCUAACAGACGUAUAAAUAAGUCAAAUCAUCAUUAUCAUCAGACCGCUUCGUUGCCGAUGGAACACAGAUCCUCUACUAAUGUUUGCCAUGUGACUCUAUGAGCAGUGACGCCUUACGCCAACUAAGUCCUUUCCUCACGUUCUAACAUCCUUGUGCACUUCCAUGUAUGUCGGAGUGCUUCUCUCUUUUCCUUCCCUGUGGGGGCCAUUCAAGGGCAUUCUUGGCCACAUGUUCGUCUGUUGCAUUCAGUGUGUGGCCAAUCCAUCACCAUACUCGUUGUUCUAUCUCUUCCUGUAUCAGUCGCUGUCCUGCCUGUCUCCAGAGCUCUUUAAUACGGAUUCUUCUGGGCCACCAAACAACCAGGAUGCUCCUAAGGCACCUGUUAAUAAAAACCUGUAACUUACUACUCACAAUGCACGGAGGUACUUGGAAUCGUCUACCUUCUCAAUUAGCUCCUUUACAAUCAUCACACGCCUAAUACCGCUUAAUGAACACAACCGAAUUUGAACCUAUCGCCCACACUUUAUCAACAACUUAACUAAUACAUUCACACUGAACUGUCUUGACAGUUCCCGUUGCUUUUUAGCAUCCUCUUUCGUUCAUGAAAAAUACUACAGCUGAGUUCUAAAAGAUUUUUGUUUUUUACUUUUAGUCUCUCGACUUUCCCACCGUCACAAUUUGCAACUUAAAUAUGCUACGGCGAAAUAUGCUAUCCAAAAAAGGUGCAAUUGAUAAAAUAGUCAACAACAUAGAAAAGAGGCGACUCGAGGAAAAAGCAAAUCAGUCCAAUAGUCAGCUAUCAAACAAGACAAACAGGACGUAUUCAAGUGUCGAAACCAUGAAAAUCAAUAUAAAGGAAUUGAUAUUGGCCAAGGCGAAAACCUCCGAAGACGGGGAGAUAUUUUCACACGUAAGAAUAGACACUGGGUCCCUGGAGAAAACCUUACUAGACAUGACAAUGAAGAAUAUUUCAGAAGAUGAGCUGAUUUCACUUGGACACGGCCUGAAUGAGAUGAUAAAAUACUGUCGAUGGUCUUAUUACAGUUGUCAUGAAGGGUAAGGCUUAAGUUCCAAUGGUAGAGUCACCGAUAGAACUUCAUUCAGUGCCUCAAUAUGUUAAACACGUUUCAUGUCCUUAUCACUAAUUUUUGCAGUAAAGGGAUGUAACGUUGUGAUUAAUUAGGAGAGAAAAACGGCCUUAAUCGAUGUACUGGGUGGAGCAAACACAACUUACAUUUUCCCAUAUCAAAUGCAAAAAUUCAUAUAACAGUAUACAAUAAAUUUAAAAGCCUACUGAAAACUUCAUAGCAUCCUUAUCUUCAAAAGCGAGAAGUAAUUUUUCAUUUUACAAAAAAAUUCUUUUCGUUUGUCCAAAAACUGAAUUUCAUACUUUUUUUACCUUUUUUAAACUCGUAGUAGUCUUAAGAGGCUCUGGAGGCAUUUCUGGCACUGGAAGUAUGGAAAUUGUUACGUGUUUAACUCAGGAUUAUCUGCAAAUGGCAAGAAGCUUCCAGUGAUGACUACAGAUACUGCUGGACCUUAUAACGGUCAGUUCGCAAAAUAAUGUUCUCAACUUCGCAAUGAUUGAGUGUGAACACAACCAAAGUAAUUCGAAUACCUUUUUCUCGUCUCUCCUUACUUUUAGGCAACGGCGAUUGAACAACUAGUAAUGGCGCGUGGGAGGCGAAAUAUAUACCUUUUAAAGUGAUAUACCCACCAAAAGCCAAAAAAUACUGUCGUUUCUACAAACAAACAAUUAAACUUCAGUUUAUUCAAGCGUAAUGAGAAAAUCUUUGAAAUAAUUUAAGAGCGAGCUGGUUAUAAACAAGAAAAAGAGGAAUGCAUGUAAUAUGCACAUUAAAAAAAAUUAUAUUUCAUCAAACACUAGCUAAGGAUGAAAGGUUACUUAUUUGUCGGCGUAUAAGCGACCCUAGCUAAAAAUGACCAUGUGGUAAUACUUCAGGUCUUGAGAUGGACAUCUUUAUCAACCAAAAAGAGUACUCAAGUCUGACAGACGAGGCUGGUGUAAGAGUGGUUCUCACCGACCAGGGAAGAAUGCCAUUUCCUUUUGAUGAGGGAUUUAGUGUUCCCACUGGAUUUUCAACGUCUGUUGGAAUCAGAAAAGUAAUUGAAUUGUCUCAGUUAAAUACCAUACCAUUUACCGUGCAAUUUGUCUUUUGACUUGAUUUUCCUUGAUCCAAUGCUUUCCUUUCAAUUACAUCAAAAAUUAUGAAUUUACUUUUUAAGUUUACAUCCAAUGUGGAUAAAACACUGGCAGCUGUCACAAAAUUUAAUAAUGCUAUUUUAGUGUCUACUGCUAUUCUAAGGUCCACUGGAAGUUAUCCGAAAACGCCAAAAUGUAACAGCGAUUGUAAUUGUCUAUAAUAUUCAUAAACGAAAGGAACCGUUUCGAAGAAUGACGAAGGAGAACGAAGACACAGGAUCCUUUGUAAAUCUGCCACUGGAAACUCUCUGGUUAGCCAUGUGAAAAAUUCCAGGAAGAUUAGUAACUUAUGCCUUUUCUCGUCCUUACCUUGUCCUCAGAGAUACAUUAAAAGGGUGAACCCACACUUAAACAACAGCUGCUUAGAUGAAACCAGAUCAGCCUACGACUCCCACAUGGACAUCUACGGUCAAAAGUAUCAUGUGAACUACUCAUGUCAGGCAAGUUCUGAUUUGCUAUGCUUUACUUUUAAUUUUAACUAA
Porites evermanni is the source of this 3141-nucleotide messenger RNA. Lineage: Eukaryota; Metazoa; Cnidaria; Anthozoa; Scleractinia; Poritidae. The record is from the annotation of a GenBank genome assembly.